AUGGCCGAACCUCUUUCUUUGGCAGCCAGUAUCGCCGGUUUAAUCUCACUGGCCGAUGUUAUCUUCAGAACCACAUACAAAUUCGUCAGAGCUGCCAAAGAUGCGAAAGAUGAGAUUCAGAGCCUUGUUGACGAGAUCAGCAAUCUGUCCAGUGUGUUGCGACGCCUUGAGGCUCUGACAUCAGAUUUGGAAGAUGAAGGGCAAUCCUUCGACCCGACAUUGAGGAACCACUACCUUAAUCACUGCUACAAGACAUUCAACAAAAUUGAAUCAAGAGUCAAGAAGGCCUCCGAAAGCUUCAAGAAAUCCAAGUUCGAAGGCAUCGUUCGACAGCUUAAAUGGCCCUUCUCAUCGUCAGAGACAAAAGAGCUUCUGGCCGAGCUGUCUCGACAUAAGGAAACCAUCAGUGUUGCCCUUCUUGCUGACUCGAUGAGGAAGAUACAACUAUCACUUUCCAAAUCUGAUGAAAUAGACAAGAAGCUCAAGGCUCUAGGAGAGGUAGCGAGAAGAAUUGAGAUCAACACCAUGAUAGACAUCAACAAACGGAAAAAGCGCAUUCUGAAUCAUUUCAUGAAAGCAAAUCCGCAGUACGCCCUGCAAACAAGUAUCAGACUUCGCCACUCCAUGACUGGGCUUUGGUUGACUGAAUCUCCAACCUUUAUUCGCUGGCUCGAAACACCAGGCUCCAAGCUUUGGCUGACCGGCAUACCAGGAGCAGGAAAAACCAUCCUCGCUGGCUCUGUGAUUCAAGAGGCUCUCUCUCUCAGUUACGCUUCUCGCAGGACAGGGGUGGCAUUCUUCUUUUGUGACUACAAGGACUCAAAAACAUGGAACAUAGUAAAUAUUCUUGGCGCACUGGUUUCUCAACUUGCUCGUCAAAACGACGAAUCAUAUAGCCUCCUGGACGCUUAUUACGAAAGUCUCUACCCACAAGACGGACUCCCACAGACUGCGGAUGCGGACGAACUACGAGCUCAGAUCAGUCAAAUGUGUGAGACAUUUGACCAGACCAUCAUAGUAGUUGAUGGCAUUGAUGAGUGUGAUGAUAUGACCGACGAAGUGGUCGACAACUUGAUCCAAUUAGCUGACAACGCUGAGCGAGUGUCAAUGGCUAUUUUCAGUCGGGAUCACGUCAACAUUCGUGUGCGUUUAGAAGAAGACUUUGAGCCUAUCCAAAUAGCAGCCCAUACCGAGGAUGUUGAACUCUAUGUGAAUGCCGAAGUUGACAAGAGGAUUCGCACACGACAGCUGCAGCUGGCCAGCCCGGAUAUGAAAGAGGAGAUCCGGAGCGCUUUGGUGGGCAAGGCUGAUGGGAUGUUCAGAUGGGUAGUUUGCCAGCUUGACUACCUGUGCAACUGUGCUCACGACCAGGAGCGCCGCGAAGCUUUGAGCAAGCUCCCGCCCGACUUACCUGAGAGUUAUCGUCGCCUUCUCGAGAAGGUAAACAAAUUCUCUCUUGGAGUACAAAACAUGGUUCAGAUGUGUCUUCACUUCAUGGCUAUAGCAGAGCCGAAGUUGACGAUAGUUGAGCUGCGGCAGGCGGUCUCAACCACAGCAAUAGGGGAAAAGAUAGACGAAGGCAAUAUUGUACCGGAGUAUGAAAUUUUGAAGAGGUGCAGCAGCCUCAUCCGAAAAUCUACUGAUGGAAGAUACUUCGAAUUUGCCCACUUCUCUGUCCGCGAAUUCCUGGAAGAUGAGAACGCCACAUCUCAAGGGACCGACCUUGGAAAAUACCGGAUUACCCAGCACACGACGCACCCGCUUCUUGCUACGCAAUGUCUUCGGUUUCUUCAAAUGAAGAAUUUUGACAAGUUUCCCAACAACCCGCACGAACAAGUCGCUGCCACUGUUCAAAGAAACGAGACAUACCCGUUUUACAAACAUGCCGCUCUCCUAUGGAUCAAGCUCACGAAAGAUGGCCUCAGUGACGCAGGCAUUCUGGAUUUAGCAAAGUCCCUGUUCCAGCCUUCCAAGCCAGCAUUCUUCAUGUGCUGGGCUAUUGAGGUUCUCAAAAAAGUUACAUAUGCUACUGGCACUCGGUCAGCACUGAGCGAAAUACAGGCCUGGAGAACAGUGAGCAAUCCUUCUUUUCAGCCAUUACACAUGGCUGCUGCUUUGAAUAUCCCUGAGAUAUGCGACUUCUUGAUCUGUAGCGGUUCAGAUGUGAACCAGAAACUCGAUGCCGCAACACCUCUCGACCUUGCAUUUAUGUCCAUCUUGGCAGUCCCUGGACUGGCAGAAAUGAGCGGGACGAACGAAAAACAUCGCUCUCUUAUUACCAAUGGAAGAAAGCAGUUCUUGCCCUCGGCUCAGCGUAGAGAUGUGACGAUUGACUGCCUAAUACAUGCCGGAGCGCGCUCUUCAGCUCAUCGGAUCCCUCCCAAUACGCUCUCUGUUUUCUCUAUCACCUGCUUGUUUGCAUCGAUAUUCAACGACUUAUACCCUGUAUUUCGGUGCUUAUGCGCUCGCACCACACCAUCUGUGUCUGACGUCAAGGUUCUUGAAGAAUGGCUCGUGGCUACUAGUACGUCAAAUUAUGUGGCAGAAGUGUCGACUCGCAUGCUUUUGAAAUUCCUUAGUUCAACUGGAGCCUACAAUAGCGACUGGGGUGCUGAGCUGGGCUUGAUUGUGUGGAGUUGGGCUCAAGAAUGUGACUUCUCCCUCACAAGAGAUUUAACUCUGGUUGGUUCUUGCGACCUGAUGUCGGACGACGCUUUGGUUUCCCAACUGGUCUCAGCUAUUUGCAGCGAUAAUACCGAGUUGCUCAAGUACUGUUUCAAGGAUAGGCGAAUGAAGAAUCAAGUUCGAUACUCGGGACUUGUUAAUGGGCUUUUACACCUGGCAAUCAAGUACAACGCCCUUGACAACUUUAAAGCCUUGGUUAGUGCAGGGUUCGAUCCCUAUACCCAAAACGAGGAAGGCAAGUUCCCAAUCCAUUUGUGCGAGCGUCAUGGCAGGCUACGGCUUUGCAAGGUCUUGAAGGAUCUUAGAAUAUCUCUUAUGAGCCAGGACACUGAGGGUUACAACAUCUUGCAUUACUGGGCUAAGGAUCGCCCCUUGGACUAUCAGUUUAUCAAUGCUAUCUUUGAGUUGGAUACAGAAGAGGCGAUCAAGGGUCUUCAGUCAAGGUCAUGUCAUGGCGAUACGCCGUUAACUGUGGUGUUCGAAAGCGCUGGAGAGAGUCCAAAGAGCGAACAUCGCGAUCUUGACUUGAAUAAGCUAUGCCUUCAGAUUCUGGACUUUUUGCAGAGAUACCGCAGGGCAAAAGACACGACCACGAGCCUAGGGCCUGAAAAAAGCGUCUACCCUCAGAAGGGAGCCUUUGCCGAGUUCGACAGUAUGAUAGGAACCGAACCAACACCAUUACACAAACUGAAAGCUUGGGUCUCUUUUGACCAAGUAAACUUUCUGAUUAAGCUUUAUCCAGACGCGGUUACUUCACGGAUUGAUGGUAGACUACCGCUUGAGAGGUACAUCACUAAUACGCUCGAAAAUCGCGUGUUUCCAAACAGUGAUAUCAUCAAGGCACUCUUCCCCGAAACCCUGGAUGACACUGAAUCAAGUGAAACCCAGAGCUUGUGGAGCUUUUUGUGUUGCCUACCUGACAAUGAGGGGACCAGCACAGAACAAUACAUCAGUUCAAAGGAAUUCGAAACCAUGAUAACGAGCGUGUUCGAACUUGGAGCGAUGCGCAGCCAUGAGAAACAGUUCGAAGAAAGUGGACUGAAGCUACUACUGUCCAACCCCAAGUCAUCGUUGAUGCCAACGAUUCGCGAUGCUAUUGUGCAAACCAAUUACUGGGAUGACCUAAAAAGCUCUGACGAAAUAUCCCUGUUAUUUCAGGAUGUCCUCAAGAGUGCCAAUCUCGAUAUGAUACGGCUACUUAAUGAGAAUGGAGCCAACAUCCAUCGCCGUGUGGAUGACCAAACGCCCUUUGAAGUUGCAUUCCGUGCCGGCGUGGCGACUGGUCUUUGCACCACCGACGAGGGAUCCGCGGCUCUCAGGGAGUUACUGGGACAUUGCAGCGUGGAUGAGGCAGUGAAGAAACCCCUAGAAAUAGAUCGGGCAUCACCUCUUCAUACACUUGCUACGUCAGAAGAGGCAAAAGACAUCCUUUGGUUGGCGGAGGCACUUGUGCAACAUGGGUUCGACAUAGACUAUGUUGGCUCAGGCUCGUAUGCUUCUACUCCUCUUGUGUAUCACCUCCAACAGUCCUCUUUACAAUUUGCAGAGCGACUGCUAGAAUUAGGCGCCGACCCAUAUGUGAGCGGUCCUUCGUUCUUUAAUGGGGUGCUCACUUGUAUAGCCACCGAUAAGUUGGCAUUCCUGCAGAAGAUUGCAGAUCACACAGACCAGGCAGGGACUUCGUUUCGAUGGUCUGAUCCUGUGACUUUUGGAGUCCAAAUCCUUGGUCAGACGGUUAUGAUCAGUAAUGGAACCACUAUCCAUUUGGCCUCGGCCUGCAAUAGUGUUGCUUGCCUUGAGUACAUGCUGGACCAAGUCUCAGCACCGGACAAGACUUCGAUAUCAGAUGAAGGGCUUUCUCCGGUCCAUAUUGCUGCCUAUGGAGGAUUCGUGGAUGUCGUGAAGCUUCUUCUGACAAGAGGGUUCAACGCAAUGAUAGAGAGUCAAUUCGGCUUCAGUCCAUUGCACAUGGCCGUAUUCGGCGGUCAUCUACCCGUUGUCCAAUGCUUGAUUGAGUAUGGCGCAUUUCAAACCUUGGAUACCAACGGAAUGAGCCCAGGGAGGCUUGCCUUCGAGCUUGAGCUCCAAGAAAUCCAUGAGGUUCUGGAAGGUGAUCCCCAAGGUGGCUACAAACAAAUCUCAUCUAUCCAAAAACUUACGGAGUUUGUGGAACCAACAGAGCGUUUGGCAUUGGCGUUCGAAAGAGCCUUAGAUGAACAUGACUAUGAAAGCAUGAUACAGUUGAUUGACAAAGGGUGCUCUGCCGAUGUUCCCCUCCCAUCAAGACCUGGAUUGUCCGCGCUUCUGGUAGUUUUGGACGAUGGCAACUUUGCCAUGGGCGAAUGGCUGUUAGGAGCAGGAGCCAGUGCACUACAAGCGGAUUGUAACGAUGGAUCUGGGAAAAGCGUCAUUGAAUUGACUGCUAACCUGCCAAGCCUCAAUCGUUUGCUGCCCGAAUCUUUCUUGAAAUACUUAAGGCAAGGCGGUGAUUUGAGAUUCGGGUGUGAGUUUCCAUUCUAUGAAGCAAUAGACGGAGAGAAUAUGGCAGGUCUUGAGAUAUUGCUUAAAGAAGCAGAAAAACACCUUCAAUACAUUGGAUCUCCACAAGCCUUCAAAGACGUAUUGAACCGCUUGUUUCCGAUGGAUUUCAAUUGUGAAAAUAGCUGUCAAGUAUGGACGUAUCAUGCAGAGACGACAGCGUUGCACAUCGCCGCGUGGGAUGGGAACAAGGAGGCAGUCUCGCUUCUGGUAGAUAGGGGAGCGAAUAUAGAUGCAGCCGACUCGAAUGGGUGGACACCACUAAUGCUUGCGCAAGAUGUUGGUACGGCGCAGUAUUUGCUGUCGCUUGGGGCAUCGAUAGCUGCUGUGUGCAGGCUCGGAUCACUACCGUCAUUUAUCAACUGGUUCGGUGAUAAUCUGUUCGAUGAAGCGCACCCUGUCAGCUUUUCACAAUUACCAAAGGAGUUAUUCACUGUAUCAGACCCGCCACGAUUCUCGGCAAAAUGCGAGGUAUUGCAACUGACCCCUGAAACUCUGAACAAUCUACAUCAGCUCCAUCAUGAUCUGACGAGUGAGGAUGAGGCGGGUCGGAGUAUGAUACAUUACGUAUUGGGCGAAGAAGAUCUGGUCGACUGGGUAUUGGACCGCGAACAAGAUCUGAGCAGAACGACUCCUUUUCCGUGGCACCUGGAGUGGUGUGAAUUUUCUGGUCUUGCCCUACUAACGUCCUCAUUCGAGCGGCUUCGACAACGAAUGCCGGCUGAUCUGUUCUGCAAAAUCCUGAAUCUUGAACCAUCGCGCGGCUGGAGCCCUUUAUGCCAUGCGGCCGCUUUGAAUCGCGUUGAUAUUAUCGCGAAUUGCCUCGAGAUGGGUGCUGAUAUCAACUUCGAAGGUUCCUGUUUUGGAUCAGCAAUCAUGAAUGCAAGUGUCUGCGGGAGCUUAGAUGCUGUCAAGCUUCUCGCCCGCAAUGGGGCAUCUUUAACGUACUUGGGUAAGAGCGGGUUCACCAGCUGUUUUCUAGCCGCUGGAACAGAGGCGGUCAGGGAAUGGCUUCUUUGUGGUCGAUUCAUGGACCAGCAGCGUCUUACAGCUGAGAGUGAUGCGGAUUGUGUUCAGGCAGAAGUUCCAUGGGGUGGAUAUAUACAAGCCAAAGUGUUGCUUUACGGCACAAGAGCCCGAUGGCUUGAAGAGUCGACUUUGGAUUAUGCGAUGAGAUUGUCGAAGAUGAAGAAGAGCUGGCAGGGGAAGGUUGUGCGGCUGCAUGUCGAAGAAAUGGACUCGACUUCGGAUACAGACUCAGAUACUGGUUCUGAAGGAGAUGCGGAAUCGGAUCAGAAUCGGAGUUUCUUCACGCGGAUCAGGGGUGUCGGAGGGUCUGACUCCUACUCAGAGUCGAAUUCCGAGUCUGGCUCUGGGUAA
This is a messenger RNA of Fusarium subglutinans, 6603 nucleotides long. RefSeq lists its product as uncharacterized. The coding region runs from base 1 to 6603 and encodes 2200 amino acids. The transcript is spliced from 3 exons. Lineage: Eukaryota; Fungi; Ascomycota; Sordariomycetes; Hypocreales; Nectriaceae. Gene Ontology annotation, molecular function: protein binding. The record is from RefSeq and is a predicted model, not a curated record.